UCCUGUUCAGACGACAUGAAGACUCGGUGUGUGUUCCAUCGUCUCGGUGUCUGUGUCCUGCUGCUGUCUGGACUGACUGUUUCUUCAGUCUCUGUGGACGUCCGUCCAAACCGUCAGCAGUUCUUCAGAGGAGACAGUUUGUCUGUGAGUUGUGCAGAUGUUCAGACAGAUGGAUGGACAGUGAAGAGGACACUGAGGAACGGAAACACUGGGACAUGUGCAGAGUUUGGAAGGAUAGACGGGUCAUUCUGCGUUGUCGAUCGUGUCACGCCAGUGUCCAGUGGAGUUUACUGGUGUGAGACCAGUUCAGGACAGCAGAGUGACCAGGUGUCCAUCACUGUAACAGAUUUUUAUGUAAUCUUGGAGAUCCCUGCACUUCCUGUGGAGACAGGAAGUGAUGUCACUCUGCGCUGUAGAGUCAGAGGUGGUUCAACACUGAAAGCCGAGUUUAAAAAAAACGGUCGGACACUCACAUCUGACCUAGUAGAAAAGUGGACCAUCUCUGUAGACCACCUGUCUGAUGCAGACCAGUACUCCUGUUAUGUUCCAGAUCUUGGUGGAUCUCCAACGAGCAGCCUGAGGGUCAAAGAUCCUGGUUCUUCAGGUCCUGGUUCUUCAGGUCCUGGUUCUUCAGAUCCUGGUUCUUCAGAUCCUGGUUCUUCAAUGUCCAUUGUGAGGCUGUUCCUCCACCUGCUGGUCGCGAGUCCGUACUGCGUCUCCACUGUCCUGAUGGUGUCGAUCUACCGUAAAAGGAACACAGGAAGAAGAGCAGCCGUCGCCAUGGAAACCAGGCAGCAUCACGUCGGAGACGAAGACGAAGACGAAGACUACGACGACGUGGCUGCAGGCGUCGCCAUUGAACACGACUUCUGAAGAGAUGACGUCAACUUUGACACUGAAAUAUGUUUUUAUUUCUAAUUUUAC
This is a messenger RNA of Sphaeramia orbicularis (orbiculate cardinalfish), 924 nucleotides long. RefSeq lists its product as uncharacterized. Gene Ontology annotation, cellular component: external side of plasma membrane. NCBI's taxonomy places the organism in Eukaryota, Metazoa, Chordata, Actinopteri, Kurtiformes, Apogonidae. The coding region runs from base 16 to 873 and encodes 285 amino acids. Gene Ontology annotation, molecular function: transmembrane signaling receptor activity. The transcript has 6 exons. Gene Ontology annotation, biological process: immune response; cell surface receptor signaling pathway. The record is from RefSeq and is a predicted model, not a curated record.